CGAGCCUCCACGUCCUGCUUCUCUACUCGGACUCCAGGUGUGCUGUAUAAUACGUAUCAAGUGCGUUAUUUGUAAAUUCCUCCUUUCUGUGAAGCGGGAGCCUUUCGGCUAUAGGUUACGUGCGCGAAUCAAUGACAUGGGAAACAUCGAGCAUGCCAUUCCGAACCCUCCAACCUUCGUCGACAUGAAUUGAUAGCUCUCAUGUCUGUAUGCGACCACGGAAUAACCAUAUAGUGAUCUAGAGACGUUCAUGCAAACAUGUCCUCCCGAGCCUCCAUAUCAACUCGAUCCCCCGCAUUCUCCCUCGAUACCUUCUCCUCAAAGGAUUUCAUUGUCAAAGACUUCAUCGAGUCCCUGUCCGACACGGUCAUCCCUACAGCCACCCGCCGCUCCGCACCCACCGCCAGCGGCUCAUCCACCGCCGCAUUCGACCCGAAACCACUCAUCAGGACGUUCGAAUCUGCAUUAGCUCGUCUCCGCGGCCUCAGCGAAGAUCUCGAGAAGCGCGAAAACGAGUUGUCGAAUGCGGUGAGGAGAGCUGAAGCGCAACAUACGAACGCAGCGGGAAGCUAUGGACAGAGGUUGGAGGGGGCCGUGGACAGAUAUAAUCAGCUGGAAAACAAUUUGAACGCGAGUGCCUCGAGCGGCUUGACCGACUCGCAGGUGACGAACGGCAAUGGAUACGGAUACGGGAAUGGGAACAGGAACGGGUCGGAAGGACGAGAUGCCGUGAGCAUUGGAGAGCGUCUGGAAGAGCUGGAUAAGCAGAGGCAACGAGCGCUGGACGCAAAAUUCUUGAUCCAGUGCUGGCAGGAGGUCAGCAGCAAGGGUCAAUUGUCGAGCUUGGAGGAUAUGCGACGACUUGGCGGGAGUGAGGGAAAGGUUCGCUGUGCAUCAAUCGCGAGACAGCUGCUCCGAAUCUGCACGCGGCUGGAUCAGGAGGGAAUUAGCGGACGCAUCACCAAGGGCAAUGGGGUCCGAAACGGCUUGGGAGAGGCCGAUUCUCCCGCCCGCGAAAUCAUCGAGAAGUUCCUGGAGAUGCUGGAGAAAGAUCUCCUGAAACAAUUCGACAACCAUUACCGGAAACAGAAUUUCGACGGCAUGAGGGAGUGCGCCAUUGCGCUUCGUGACUUCAACGAGGGCGCAAGCGUCAUGGCGGUCUUUGUCAACCAACACGAAUUCUUCAUCGACAAGAAUCAGUUGCUGGCCGACGAAAACGUCGGCGAUGGAGAAGGCUGGGAUAAGCUUGCUGAUCCGGAUACCGAGCCUCCCGGAGUCGAUCCGUCCUUGCAAGCGUUGGUUGACGAGGUCAAGCUGGUUGUGCAAGAAGAGAGCUUUAUCAUGAAGAAAGCCUUUCCGUUCUCAGAGGAGGUGCUCACUCGGUUCUUGCAACGAGUGUUCCAGCAGUCCAUACAACAGCGACUCGAAGUGGUUCUAGACAAGGCAAGCUCGAUAUCGUCGCUUGCGUUUCUGCGAUCGUUGCAGGCCGCGCGAGGUUACAUUGGCGCUUUGGUCGACAGUAUGAAAUCUCAUGGCCUCACGGAACAUCCAGAACCCGUCACUCCUCAGAUCGCCGCCGUCCUGGACCAACAGCUAGAUGAGCUGUUCGUGCCCUACUUUAUCGGUUCAUCAUACAUCGAGCGUGAGAAAAAGAACCUGGAUGAGCUCUAUGCGUCAUUGCUCUUCAAGUACACAACCUACCAUUCCCGUCGGAAGAAAACACCAACUGGCUAUUUGGCAGCCCUUAGCAUGAGGAGCAAAGAGCUGGUGUCAUCUGCAAGAGACGCAUAUAUGGAGCGGUUGGACUCGACCGAGUUGCCUCCCUCUCAAAAAGCCAUGCUUCUCCGGAUCGCCGGAAUCAAGGACUCCGAAAAGGACAAGAAGAGCGACAUCGAAGUUACGGAAGCGGACGGCGAGCUCAGUCUUGCCGUGGCAAAGCGCAUGAUCAAAUGGCUGGCAGAAGCCGUGGGAAGAGGAUUGGAGCUCAGCGGGGCCGUCGAGGUUCCAAAAGAUAUGCAGGCGCUUCAUGGCUUGGUGCUGCUGCAUAUCGGCGAAAUUUACAUCGAAACGGCGCUCGAAGCAGCCGCCGAGCAACUCCCUGCCACCGACGCCCUCAAAACCGAACCCUCCUUCAGCCACUUCCCCACCCUUCCACCCAUCAUCUCCACUCUCCACCUCCUCCGCCUCGCCAUCACGACCAUGCUCCUCCCCCUCGCCGCUCCCAACCUCACCAUCCGCCGCGACAUCGAAAAGACCCUCGAAGGCACCCUCACCGCCCUCGAAUCCCGCAUGUCCAUCAUCCUCCACCGCUCCCUCGACGUCUCCCUCCUCUGGUCCUCCAAGCUCCUCGCCGCCCAGAAGAAAAACGACUUCCGGCCCCGCGACGAGGAUCUCACCCGCCAACUCGACGCCCUGCAAACCCCUACCUGCGCCUCCGUCCACGCCUUCCUCACCCGCGUCGCCACCGCCGCCGCCGCCGCCCUCGACGGCAAGAACCGCACCGUCUUCUUUUCUGAGCUCGCCCUCGGCCUGCGCUCCCUCCUCUUCGAGCACCUGCGCAAGUUCACCGUAAGCCUCGCCGGCGGGCUGAUCGUCAGCAAGGACGUGAACAAGUACGCGGAGCUUGUGCGCGCGUGGCCGAUGGACGCGGACGGCGAGUUCCGGCGCGACGGCGGCAUGGAGGUGCUGGUGGAGGUGGCGAACCUGUUCGUGGUGGGGCCGGAGGCGCUGAAGGAGCGGCUGAAGGUCGGGGCGAGCGGGGCGGGAUCAGGGGCGCGGACGCUGGAGGAGGUGGGGGAGAUGAAGAAGUAUGUGGAGCGGAGGGAGGAUGUAGGAUCGGUGGCGGUGCAGGCGGUGUUGCAUGGUGUGUAA
This is a messenger RNA of Eremomyces bilateralis CBS 781.70, 2871 nucleotides long. RefSeq names its product exocyst complex component Sec10. Gene Ontology annotation, cellular component: exocyst; cytoplasm. Gene Ontology annotation, biological process: exocytosis; Golgi to plasma membrane transport. The transcript has 3 exons. NCBI's taxonomy places the organism in Eukaryota, Fungi, Ascomycota, Dothideomycetes, Eremomycetales, Eremomycetaceae. The record is from RefSeq and is a predicted model, not a curated record. The coding region runs from base 259 to 2871 and encodes 870 amino acids.